Messenger RNA from Nematolebias whitei (Rio pearlfish), 3216 nucleotides. Its product is annotated as serine-rich adhesin for platelets-like. The record is from RefSeq and is a predicted model, not a curated record. The coding region runs from base 1 to 3216 and encodes 1071 amino acids. NCBI's taxonomy places the organism in Eukaryota, Metazoa, Chordata, Actinopteri, Cyprinodontiformes, Rivulidae. The transcript has a single exon.
AUGAACAUGAUGACCAGCACCACCACCAUGACCAUGAUGACCACCACAAACAUGGGCACCAUGACCAACACAAACACCAACAUGACCAUGAUGAACUACACCACCACAAGCACCACCAUGACCAUGAUGACCAUCACCACCACCAUGACCAUGAUGACCACCACAAACAUGGGCAUCACGACAAACACAAGCACCACCAUGACCAUGAUGACCAACACCACCAUCACCUCCACCUUGACCAUCAUAACCAUGAUGGCCAACACCACCACAAGCACCAAAAUCACCAGCACCACCACCAUGAUCAUCAUGAUCAUGAUGACCAACACCACCAUGAAGAUCACCAUGACCACGAUGGCCAACACCACCACAAAUACCAUCAUGACCACCAAAAACAUAAGCACCACCAUGACCAUGAUGACCAACACAACCACCACAAAGACCACCAUGACCAUCAUGACCACCACAAACAGAAGCACUACCAUGACCAUGAUGGCCACCACCACAAAGACCACCAUGACCAUGAUGACCACCACCACAACAAAGAUCACCAUGACCAUGAUCACCUGCACCAACAUAAAGACCACCAUGACCAUGAUGACCAACACCACCACAAGCACCACCAUGACCAUGAUGACCAACACCACCAUAAAGACCACCAUGACCAUGAUGGCCAACACCACCACCAUGACCAUGAUGACCACCACAAACAUGGGCACCACGACCAACACAAACACAAGCACCACCAUGACCAUGAUGACCAACACCACCAGAAGCACCACCAUGACCAUGAUGACCAACACCACCAUAAAGACCACCAUGACCAUGAUGGCCAACACCAACACCAUGACCAUGAUGACCACCACAAACAUGGGAACCACGACCAACACAAACAUGGGCACCACCAUGACCAUGAUGAACAACACCACCACAAGCACCACCAUGACCAUGAUGACCAACACCACCACCAUGACCAUGACGACCACCACAAACAUGACAAUGAUGACCAUCACCACCACAAAGACCACCAUGACCAUGAUGACCAACACCACCACAAAGAACACCAUGACCAUGAUGACCAACACCACCACAAAGACCACCAUGACCAUGAUGACCACCACCACAACAACCACCAUGACAAAGAUGAUCACCACCACCACAAAGACCACCAUGACCAUGAUAACCACCACAAUCAUGGGCAGCACGAACACCAUAAACACAAGCACCACCAUGAACAUGAUGACCAACACCACCACCAUGACCAUGACGACCACCACAAACAUGGACACCACGACCAACAUAAACACAAGCACCACCAUGAGCAUGAUGACCAGCACCACCACCAUGACAAUGAUGACCAUUACCACCACAAAGACCACCAUGACCAUGAUGACCAACACCACCACAAAGAACACCAUGACCAUGAUGACCAACACCACCACAAAGACCACCAUGACCAUGAUGACCACCACCACAACGACCACCAUGACAAAUAUGAUCACCACCACCACAAAGACCACCAUGAUCAUGAUAACCACCACAAUCAUGGGCAGCACGACCACCAUAAACACAAGCACCACCAUGACCAUGAUGGCCAACAUCAUCACAAAGAACACGAUGAACAUGAUGGCCCGCACCACCAAAAAGACCACCAUGACCAUGAUGACCAACACCACCACCAUGACCAUCAUGACCACCAUAAUCAUGGGCAACACGACCAUCACACACACAAGCAUCAUCAUGACCAUGAUGACUCACACCACCACAAAGACCACCAGGACCAUGAUGGCCAACACCACCAUGACCAUAAUGACCACCAAAAACAUGGGCACCACAACCACCACAAACACAAGCACGACCAUGGCCAACAUCACCACAAAGAACAUCAUGAUCGUGAUGGCAAAAACCACCACCAUGACCAUGAUGACCACAACAAACAUGGGCACCAUGACAUCCACAAACACAAGCACCACAACCAUGACGGCCAACACCACCACAAAGACCACCAUGACCAUAAAGACCAACAUCACCAUAAAGACCAUGACCAUGACGGCCAAUACCACCACCAUGACCACAAUGACCACCACAAACAUAAGCACCCCCACAAACAUAAGCACCAGCAUGAUCAUGAUGACAAUGAUGGUGAUCAUGACCACCACAAAUACAAGCACCAUCGUGAUCAUGAUUGCCAAUACCACCUCAAAGACCACCAUGACCAUUAUGACCACCACAAACAUAAGCACCACCACAGACAUAAGUACCAGUAUGACCAUGAUGACAACCACCAUUAUUAGCACCAACACAACCAUCAUGACAAGCAGAACCACAAAGAUGAUCACUACAACUAUCACAAACACAAGCACCAUCAUGACCAUGAUGACAAACAUCAUCAUGACCACCAGUAACACAAAUAUGAUGACCAUACAGAUGAUCUCCAUGACCAUCAAAAACAGAAACACCACCAUGACAAUGAUUACAAACAUCUUCAUGACCAUCACGACCAGCAGAACCUCAAAGAUAAUAACCCUUACCAUCACAAGUACAAGCACCACCAAGACCAUGAUGAUAUUCACCAUCAUGACCACCAGAAACAUGAUGAUCCCCACAAAGAUUAAGACCAUGACCAUCACAAACACAAGCACCUCCAAGACCAUGAUGAUAAACAACAACAUGAGCACUGAUACAACCAUCGUGACCACCAGAAUAAUGAAGAUGACCACCAUGGCAAACAAGACCAGCACAUCCAUAAUGACGAUCACCAUGACCACCACAAUAACCAACAUCAGCAUAAUCAUCACCACCAUGAACAUCACAAUCAUAAAAAUGACCACCACCAUGAACAAUAUAAAUAUGAGCACCAUCACGAUCACCACCAGCAUGAUCACCAAAGCCACUAUGACCAUGAUCACCAAUACCACCACGAUCAUGAGCACAAACACGAGCACCAUACGCACCGCAUUCACAAAGAUGAUAACCUCUACUGUCACCAACAUGACCACAAACAUGACUACCAUGAUGAUGGCCAUCACAUCUACCAUUACUAUGACAAUGAUUACAAUGUUCAUGACCACCAUGAUGAUCACUAAUGUGCCCAGGACUACUACCGUGAAUCCGACAACCAUGACCACAACCAUCACCAACAAAAUGAACACCAAAAUCAUGGUCAUGACCAUCAACACCACCAUGACCAUUGCCCUACACAUCACAGUAAUUAGAUGA